Molecule: messenger RNA, 1485 nt
Organism: Ochlerotatus camptorhynchus
Lineage: Eukaryota; Metazoa; Arthropoda; Insecta; Diptera; Culicidae
Product: zinc finger protein 62-like
Exons: 4
Coding region: 76-1395 (439 amino acids)
Biological process (GO): regulation of transcription by RNA polymerase II
Cellular component (GO): nucleus
Molecular function (GO): zinc ion binding; DNA-binding transcription factor activity, RNA polymerase II-specific
Source: RefSeq, a predicted model, not a curated record
AAUUUUGUGUUUGGUUUGUUUGUCCUGUUAAAAAUAUAUUAAAAUUUAGUAUAUUUACAUACUUCAUAGUUCAAAAUGAGUGUGGAGCCAGAGGGUAUGACCAGUUGGGCGCAACCUUAUGAAAACUCCGAGCCAGAAAGCAUUUGCAUCAAAGAGGAGCCUCUGUCGGAUUGUGACCUCGGCGAUGAAGCCUCUCCUGGACGUUCGAAGAAACGGGAAAAACCGACUUCCUUUGGCAUGGCCUUUUGUGUCCUGUGUCUACGGGAGUGCACCUCGGAUGUGCUAGUACGAUUCUCAGCUCAGUCGAAACGCAAUCAUGUUGACGUAACCGAGGGUCAACGGAAGCUGGAGCAGGUCCUAGGACUCUCCAUGGCAUUGGAUGAUGGUGUGGUCUGUCGAACCUGUUGGAAGUUGGUGGACAUUGUGGGGGAUUUUCGGGAAUCUUGCCUCAAAUCCGCCAGUUGGAUCGAACGAUUUUCUCGGGGAAUGCAGUAUGAGGCCGAAAUUGAUAGUUGGCUUUCGCGUGAUGUAUUCAACUCGAUGGAGGCGAUGCACAAAGGUAUUCAGGAUAAUAGGAAUCGUAUCGAGCUGGAGGAAGUCAUUGCUAUGAAUCCUCCGGAGAUCAAAGUCGCCAGGAAGGGUCGGAAGAAGCCCGUGGUGAAAAUGAAAACUGAGGUCCAGAUGGAGGGUUUAUCCGACGACGUGGAUGUUUCGGACAGUGAAAGUUCUUCCAAAGCCACCCUGAAUCCUGCUGUGGCACUGCUGGGGGAUGACAAUCACAAUCCAUCGAUUCUGGCGUGUGAAAAAUGCGGUCGAAAAAUCGACGGCAUAACGGCACAUCGAAUGCACGUGGAACGCUGUGUCAACGCGAAGAAGCCAAAUUACCACACUUGUACGAUUUGUAAUGCCACGUUCAAGGAACUGAGCGGGCUGAGAUUUCACAUGAACAAACACAAUGGCGUGAGGCCGUUCAAGUGCCGCAAGUUUUGCGACCGGACAUUUUUCAGCAACUUCGUUCGGAUCAAGCACGAAAGGGGCAUCUGCGAGGUGGAUGGACGCAUUUGUUCGACUUGCGGUGCCCAUCUGAAGAAUGAGUUUUCCCUGAAAAAGCACAUCGAAAGGGUCCACGGUGAGGCCAAGCAUGUCUGUGCGACGUGCGGAAAGGCGUUCCGAUCGAGUCUAAGCCUUCGGACCCACCAGCGGGUGCACUCGGACGAACGGAAGUAUCCCUGCAAGAUUUGUGAAAAAGCCUACAAGUCACCGUACGCGGUUAAGGUUCACAUGAGAAUUCACACGCAGGAGAAACCAUACGCAUGCCAUCUCUGCGAGCAGGUUUUUAACUAUAAGGUCAGCAUGAAGAGUCACAUCGAACGCCAUCAUGGACAAACGGGAUAGAGAGGAUUGCGAUUAAAAGAUGAUGCAAGGUAAGAACAUUUGUCGGGCUGAAUCUUUGAAGAACGGAAAAGAAAUCCUCAAUGCUGAAUA